AUGCGGGGUGAAAUACGAAUCAAAGGAAAUCCAGUUGACAUAAAAAAUCCCGGUGAUGCCAGAGGGCACGGUAUUGCCAUGAUUUUUCAGGAACUCAGUUAUGUAGCGGAAAUGUCGAUUGAGGAAAAUUUUUUUCUGGGUGAAUGGCCAUCCAGAUGGGGAAAGAUCUCCUGGAAAAAACUCCGCUAUCAGGUAACGGAAUUGCUUUCUGAAGAAGGUCUGACGUAUUCACCCGGCGUAAAAAUGAAAUACCUCAGUAUUUCCGAGGUACAACACCUGGCCAUUGCCAGGGCCGCCUCAAAAAAUGCAGAACUGAUCAUCAUGGAUGAACCAAGUUCUGCGAUUACAGAAAGGGAAGUGGCAGAACUGUUCGGCAGGAUAGCCCGGUUGAAGGCGAAAGGGACCAGUAUUAUUUAUAUCUCGCAUAAAAUGGAUGAGAUAUUUCAGAUUGCCGAUGAAAUCACCGUCAUGCGUGAUGGAAAAGUGAUCAGCACACAGGCAAAAGAAGAGCUGACGAUGGAUAACGUGAUCGCGAUGAUGGUCGGCCGGGAGUUAUCCGGUGAAUAUCCCCGUCAGGCAAUGCGCUCCCCUCCUGCGGAAAUUUCGCUGGAAGUCUGUAGUCUGACCAGUCAGAAAUAUUUUCAUGAAGUUGAUUUCCGGGCAUAUCAUGGUGAGAUAUUAGGUUUUGCAGGGCUGAUGGGGGCUGGCAGGACCGAAUUAAUGAAAGCCGUGUUCGGCCUGGCCCGUUUUGAUUCUGGUACCGUAAAGCUGCAUGGUCAGGCAGUCCAGCUGAAAAAUCCAGCUUACAGUAUCGCCAGUGGCAUGGUGAUGCUGACUGAAGACAGGAGAAAAUACGGGAUUAUACCAGUCCGGAAUAUCCGGGAAAAUACUGCAUUAGCAUCAUUGGACACAGUUUUCUGCAAAGGUUAUCUGGAUAAAGACCGGGAGUAUACUAUCGUAAAUGAAGCCUGCGAAAAAGUGAAUCUCAACACGAAAGACUACGAAAAAAUUAUCAGCAAAUUAAGCGGUGGCAACCAGCAGAAAGUAAUUCUGGCCAGAUGGAUGCUGCUGGAUCCGGAAAUUCUGAUUAUGGAUGAACCGACCCGUGGAAUUGAUGUCGGGGCCAAAUAUGAGAUUUAUAAAAUCAUGGAUCAGCUGGUACAAAAGGGGAAAACCAUUAUAUUUAUUUCCUCUGAACUUCCCGAGUUAAUCGGGAUGUCUGAUCGGGUUUAUGUGAUGUCUGGAGGAAGAAUCCGGGGGGAACUCACCCGGCCGGAAUUCUCACAGGAAGCAAUCAUGAAAAUUGCAACCGGAAGUGGUCUGUCAGAAUGA
Saccostrea echinata is the source of this 1332-nucleotide messenger RNA. Its product is annotated as galactose/methyl galactoside import ATP-binding protein MglA-like. Bases 1 to 1332 code for a protein of 443 amino acids. NCBI's taxonomy places the organism in Eukaryota, Metazoa, Mollusca, Bivalvia, Ostreida, Ostreidae. Gene Ontology annotation, molecular function: ATP hydrolysis activity; ATP binding. The transcript has a single exon. The record is from RefSeq and is a predicted model, not a curated record.